CUUGCCAUAUAAAUAGAACCUCAAUCCAUUUAAAGCUCUUCACAAGCAGGCAGUUGUGCAAACCCUAAAGUGUGAUUUCUAUUCCUCUUUCAAACAGAAGAAAACUAGGGUUUCUUGGGAGUCAAGAUUUAGCCAUAAAAAUGGAGGAGAUGAAGCAAAUCAAGAACGAGAAUGUUCCAAUUCACAGCCAAGUGAUAAAGAUAAAGCAAGAAUUUGAGAUUAUAAGGCAUCCAUCGUUGAAGCAAGCUGAGAUGAGAGGUGUUAUAUGCAAGAUUAGUAGGGAAAGAUCGCGGUCGCCGCUCGGUUUAGCAGAAAGAAUUAUUUCAGUAGGUAACUGAUGAUGAUGAUGAUGAUCAUAGUAGGAUUAUGAUGAUGAUGAUGAAAUUUCUGAACAUAAAUAUAUGAAUUUUCUCCUU
Molecule: messenger RNA, 416 nt
Organism: Mercurialis annua (annual mercury)
Lineage: Eukaryota; Viridiplantae; Streptophyta; Magnoliopsida; Malpighiales; Euphorbiaceae
Exons: 1
Coding region: 141-338 (65 amino acids)
Source: RefSeq, a predicted model, not a curated record